Molecule: messenger RNA, 5181 nt
Organism: Sabethes cyaneus
Lineage: Eukaryota; Metazoa; Arthropoda; Insecta; Diptera; Culicidae
Product: adenylate cyclase type 10-like
Exons: 22
Coding region: 1-5181 (1726 amino acids)
Biological process (GO): intracellular signal transduction; cyclic nucleotide biosynthetic process
Cellular component (GO): cytoplasm
Molecular function (GO): adenylate cyclase activity
Source: RefSeq, a predicted model, not a curated record
AUGAUGGAAAUUCUACCCAUAUCAGCAGCAGAUAAAGGAUCUGCAAGACUUCGUCAAGCUCUGAAUAAGGAAAUGUUCAUAUCACGCUGCAAAAACCGUUUAAAAGGAAAAAAGAAAUUACAAAAAUACCUUCCCGAGCGAUCCAGUUUUCUGUAUGAAUAUUUGGGCUCCAACGGAGGAAGCUUGAACCUCAAAACUAGCAUAUAUAAAGAUUUCCUAGGAGAAACGGCUCGCAGGGAUGAUAUCAAAAAUAAAACCAUAAGUUCCAUGAUACCGGAUGAGGUGUUAUGUAGUGCUGAAGAUUACCUACCCCGACAAUUUAUGACAGCGAUGAUGUUUGCAGAUGUUUCCGGUUUUACAGAUCUUUCGGAAAAGUUCAACAAACCGGGAAAGGGCGGAGCUUCCAAGUUAUCUCAAGUGUUGAACUCCUACAUCGGCGCAAUGGUGCAGGAAAUCCUCUCGCACGGUGGUGACAUACUGAAGUUUUCCGGUGACGCUCUGCUAGUGCUUUUUAAGGUCACUUCAUCGGUUUCGUUGCCGGAUGCCACUCAUCGAGCCAUCGAUACGGCUAUCAUCAUUCAAAAGUCAUUCGGUGCUUAUGAAACGGAAGUCGGCGUUACACUGCGUGUGAAAAUUGCAAUUUCUGCUGGUGAGGUUUAUUUUUCGUUGAUAGGGACGGAAAAUUUUUCACAAUAUGUAGUGAUUGGACAGCCGGUUUGGAAGGUGAAGAUUGCAGAAAAAGUAGCCGAAGCGGGAGAUAUAAUUGUGAAUCAUUUGGCCUGGAAUUACAUUCACGACAAUGAAUACAUUUCGGAACAGUGCGAUGACAGAGUACAUUUCCGAAUUAAAGGUUUUACAAGCUAUUGGCGCACUACUCAACGACUGAAUAUUUUCGACGUUCUUCAGAAAGAAAAUAUGGAAGAUGAUCGUUCGGAAAUUAUGAUUGCCGAUGACGAAAUGAAAUUGGACACCGAAACAUUGGAAAUUCGUCCCAGCUUGAAACAUGUCGGCACCCGCGUGAUAUCGGCAUCUUUGCGAAGGUUCUUGAUAAAGCCCAUUUUAUUCGCCAUCGACAACGACGAACCAAUGGAAUUUUUGACCGAAAUGCGGCAGAUUGUCACUGUGUUUCUAAAUAUCGUUCUCAGGCCUAAAGAAGUGCUCGAAGUAAUCAGUGAGAUAAAUUCUAUUUUAAUAUCUCUAACCAAUCUUGUAGAUAGUUACGAAGGGACGGUCAAUAAGGUGUCCCUGUUCGACAAGGACGUGAUGUUUUUGAUAAUUUUUGGUUUACGCGGUUUCAAACAUGAUCUGGACAGUCAACUGGCAUUAAGAUGUGCUGCUGAAAUUCGCGAACUAUACAAAGCAGAUCCCAAAGUUCUCACGGUUUCGCUAGGCGUUACCACUGGUAUGACCUAUUGUGGAGUUGUUGGACAUUUCGUGCGCAGGGAAUACUCUGUCAUAAGUGUAACCGUGAACAAGGCAGCUCGUUUAAUGAUGGCCUAUCCAAAUAAAGUAACGUGCGAUAAGGAUACGUUCAUGAUGAGUAAGCUAGAUCCGGUACAUUUUGUUCUUCAGGAAACCAUAGAACUUAAGGGCUUACAAAACGUUGGACCGAUAUACGAGUUUAAGGAAGUGAUACCUGAACGGGAAAUGGUUAAACCAAUGGAAUAUGAAUAUCCUAUAGUUGGGAGAGGCGAAAUUAUUGAAGUUUUCCAAGAAAUGUUGGAUGACGGAAUGUUUCUCACUCACUAUUUAGGCUCAAAUGAUAUUGAAAAGAUCCAAGAAUACACCUACCAAAGCUGUCUCCUGAUUAGAGGAGAAGCACAAAUGGGCAAAACACGUCUGUUGAAUGAGAUAUUCCAUAUUGCAUUGAAGAACAAAAAAAUUAGUUCGCUGCGAUUGACACUGUCCAUGAAGGAUUUCAAGAAACCCUUUUCCGCGGCUUACCUUUACCUUUCGAGACCGCUCGGUUUCACGGAAACCAUAACAAGUAUCACUCGGGAAAAUCGUAUCAAACAAUACUUGAACGAGUAUGAAAUUCAUCAAUACCUGGCCUUACUGAACGAAAUUCUUGACACUGAGUUUCCGGAGACCGAAAUUCUUCAGAUGAUGAAUCGAAACGAACGCGGUGUCAUGCGUCGAAAACUGUUCGAACUGUUAUGCAACAAAGCGUUUCAAAACCUAUGGGUUUUGAUUAUUGACGACAUUGAGUUUAUGGAUGACGAAUCAUUCGAGUUGUUCGAGAUCCUGUGGAAAAUGCCUCAGGUGAUUACGGUGCUGGCUUUGGGUUACCAGCGGCGGCUGACAUCGCAGUACAUGAAGCUGUUCGACAAUCCCCACGUAUGCCAAUUGAAGCUGACCCCGAUCGAUACGCUGCUGCACAAAGCGAUCGCGUGUCAAUUUUUAAAUGUGAAUGCUAUUCCACUGGACCUGGAGCGUGCAAUUCACACUAUGAGCAGUGGCAAUCCUGGCUGGAUGAACACUUUUAUGAUGUCAUUAAGGCAGAGCGGCUUGCUGCGAAUCAUCCGUAUGGGAUCAUUCGAGGCCCACGCUAAGGGAUAUGUGUUCUGCGAGUCGUCUCUCCUAGUACGAACCAGCAUUCGGUCUACGCUAUCCUUUCAGAUGAGCAGUGCCGAUUGGGAAUUAUUCGAAACAUGCUGCGAAGAUGAUCACCUCUUUUCAUAUGCCAUGCUGUCAAACAAAUUAGUUGAUGUGGCCAGUCUACGGGCUGAGAUCGAUACUCAAAGCUAUUUCACUUCAUCCUGUCUGGAUGCGUUUCACCUGAUGCUGUAUGAUUCGUUGUCCUCGUACGAGCAGUAUGUCUGCAAAUGUGCUGCUGUCCUGGGACAAAAAUUUUUGCGCGUGGCACUGGUUUUCGUGAUUGCACAGUACAAAGAACGGGAUGUGGCUAUCGCUAUCCAAAAGCUGUUUGACCUUCAAAUAUUGUCUUGCGCAAUCGGCGAUUUCACUUCAGGACUCAGCUUACAUCAAAAGAACGUCAACACCGAACAUCUGGAAAAAGGAACUUGCGGUUGUAUCAAUUUGAACAUUCCACUAGCAUGCUGGGAGUUACCUCGAUAUGCCGCGUGUGGAUAUUCGAAAUUCAAUUCUAAUCUAUUCCGCCAGACUGUCUACAAUUUGCUCACCGAGGAGCAGAAGACUGAAUUUCACAGUCGGGCGCUAACAUUCAUAGAACGUGAGACCAAAAAAUGUGAAGCCUGUGGAGGCGGAUCCUUCCGUAACUUGAUAACCAGUGACGAUGGCUUCGAAGUAAUAAUGGGAUUCAAGUCACGUCGAGAAUCCGAUCAAUCGUAUCAGAAUCUAGUGCGCAGAGACGGAACAAGCAGAUUUUCAAUGCAGUCGGACAGACGCAGUCGAAAUCUGCGAGACAUAUUUUGGUGGAGAAAACCUAAUGAACCUAGUGAAAAAAUACCUAUCUUAAGCUACAAAGAAUAUGAUUUCAGUCACUGUCGUUGUCACAUGAUUCUAUUUUCGAUGUACAAUGAGAUAGUACACCACAGUCAGGGGGCAGGCAUGGUCGAGAAGCACAUAGAGGCCCAAAUUGAGCUGGCAAACAUCUGCAUUAAGAUUGCAAACAUUCCGAAAGCGAUUCAGAUGUUGGAAAGUGUGCAAAAUCAAAUGAAGGAAAUCAAUCGAUCCGAUAAUAUCGGGUUGGUCACGUACCUGAAAGGAAGACUGUUUACAUUAUUGGCAAUUUGUAGAUUCAAGCUGGAACAGUAUGGCAUGGCAACAGAGUUCUUCUACAUGGCAUCGGAAGUCAUGGGACUACCAUUCCCUAAAUCGAAUAAAGCGGCAACUAUUCAGAUUUGGUUGAUCUAUCGUAAGGUGAAGAAAUUGAUUGCCAAGAAGCAAUUAAGUACCUUCGACAAGCCCAAAUCAAUAUGGUACAUACUGAUAGCGUCGCAAUUGUCGGCUUGUUUCGGCGGAAUGCUGCAACUAUUUCGUAAGCUUACCAAGUGGAAGCUAGCAGAACUGGCAGCUGUAUCCAGCCUGAAGCAUGCUCUUAAAUAUCGUCGAAAUCCUUCUAUUCUCGUGGAAGCUUUUGCCGGGUUUUUCCAGAUCGCUUUCCAUAUGGGAUAUUCUGAUGAAACUACUUGGAUGCAAGCGAAAUCAUUAAUCAUAAUAGCAGAUAAUGUGACCUAUGUUGAUAUGGAUUAUUUAAAAUCUAUCGUUAGAUACUAUACUGCUCUUCUGAUGUGCCAGACAAUUCGAACUACCAAACUGCUUUCCAUCGAACUGGGCAAAGUCGUACUCAACAUUACCGACACAAUUCAGUAUCGAACAGGCGACUGGGAUAUCAUUCCGAUUCUCGCCGAGUUAUUCCUAUCGCAUCGGAUGCUCUCGGAUGCAGUGAACAUGUUGUGGAGCUUCCAAAGUCGUUACAAAGAGAGUUCUGCCCAGGCAUGGUACUAUGCAAUUGCGAUGGACAUCCUGUUGGAUACAAGUUGCUGUAUUGAAACGUAUAAAAGCUGCGAAAGCUUUUUCCUGAAGAAUCGUGAAGCACUUGGAUAUCAACCGGAUGCGUGUUGCGUUACUAGAUUAUAUGCGGACCUGUGGCUGUGGUGCGUUCGAUACGAGGCUUGGGAAGCAGCCGACGCGUGGAUGGAUAAAUUGCAAGAAGUGUUUGUACUCACUGCACACGAUUCUAUGAUCAAUGUGCAUACCGCCAUCCGAGUUUUGGAAGGGUUCAUUUUGACACUUGUAUCCAAGGUUGAAGCAAGAGAUAUCUUAGCAAUAGUACGACUGCAAGCCGAAAUAGAAAAAUUAAUCGCAAACAUUGAAGAUGCUUUGGAUAUUAGCCGGUGUCACGAAGCAAAAUAUAAACUACUAAAAAUUUACUACAAGGAAGUGAUUCAGCCCAAAAACCAAGUGUCGCAAAAAUUGACUAGCCUCCGGAAACUGGCGUUUUCUCGAAACGACUAUCUCUGUGCGGAGAAAAUUCUUCAUACAAUGCAGUUCUGGCGUUGUGGAUUACCAACGAGGAUUGAAACAUUUUGGUUGGAUCACUGUUCAAUUGAUAGUUCAUUGUCGGAACAGGAUGGUGAGACGACUGCCGAUGAAACGUCUUCCUCCGAGCGCCGGUAUAACUACGUCAACUGCAUACUUAACUACGAACGAAUCUACCCCUAUUCUUUGCCACUGCCAAGAGCGAGAUACUUUUGA